AGUGUUGUUCAUAAAAAUGGAAUCCCUUAACGUUGUCCUGGAGGAUAUCAUUACAGAAUGUGGUGGCUUUGGUAGGUUCCAGUAUAUUGUCAUCGCUGUGGCUUUUCUGGUGAAAGUGACGUGUGCAUGGAGUAUCCUGAUGAUGCAGUUUGCCGGAUCCACCCCGGAAUGGUGGUGCACGUGGACCACAAAUACUUCACUUGACUACUUCGGUAAUACGAGUUUGGAGGACAUGAAGGUGUGUAAACCACUAGCAAAUCAAUCUGCCACAGGACAAUGUUCAGAUUUUCGAUUUUCAUCAGAAAUUAAGACCAUCGUUAACGAGUGGGCGUUGAUCUGUGAUAAGGACUGGGUGACGUCCACCAUCACCACUAUUCAAAUGGGCGGACUGUUAGUCGCCGGUCUUCUGUCCGGACAUUUGGCGGACACAUUCGGCCGGAAGUUAACCUUCUUCCUCUCUUUGGUUGUCAUGAUGAUAGGGAAUUUCAUAGCUGCCUUUUCCGUCUCGUGGCAGAUGUUUGCUGUCUUGAGAUUUGUGAUCGGGUUCGGUGCCGGACAGUUUUUGGCUACGUUAUAUAUUUACAUGAUAGAGUUUAUUCCUAAGAAACAUCGGUCACUAAUUGCAGCUCUACCAACCUUCCCAAUAUUUGCAGCCGUGUUAGCCCUAGUCUCCUACCUGAUAAAGGACUGGAGACAUUUACACUUUGUGACCGCUGCCUUGACCUUGCCGUCAUUAUUGGGAAUUUUCGUAAUCCCAGAGAGUUUUCGGUGGUUAGCUUCCCGCUUCAAAAUAAAACAGGCGGGGAAAGUGAUAAACAAGAUAGCUUGGAUGAACGGAUGUCCGCCACCAGACGUCAGCAAAAUCCAGCAAGCCUUACAGAACAAAAACAAACUCAAAGACAGGAAAUAUUCCGUCAUUGAUAUAUUCCGAGAGAAAUAUUUACUUAAAAGGACAGUGUUGCUGUGGUUUUGUUGGAUAUCCUGUGGUUUUUCCUACUACGGACUGGCUUUUGGAGUUGGUCAGCUAUCAGGGAGUCUCUAUAUCAACAUGUUCCUUCUGUCUGCAGUAGAAAUCCCCGGAACCUUUAGCACGUGGUGUCUCACCAACCAGUUUGGGAGACGAUGGACAUGUUUGGUUCUGCUGUUAUUGUCAUCUUUAGGCGGCUUAGCAACGGGAACUGUCCAAACUUUAGAUCCUGAAUCUGUUCCAAACCACGGUCUGAUUGUCACUGCCCUUGCUAUUACUGCCAAACUUGCCAUUUCCGCAGCCUGGACGUCCAUCAUCACCAUGACAACAGAAUUAUACCCCACCGUCAUCAGGAACAUUUCUUACGGAUUUUUCAGUGCUGUCUCACGAGUGGGUGCGAUGGUGGCCCCACAAGUUAUUUUCCUUAGCAAGACAAUUCCUGGUCUAUUGUAUUUCGUGAUCGGGAGCACUUUGCUGGUCUCUAGUGUGUUUGCCUUUCUUCUUCCGGAAACUAAAGGGCGCCCUCUGGAGGACCAUGUUGUGGUUGAAGAGUCUGUCGAACAAAUGCAGCUUAUAGCAAAUAGCCAAAGGGAAAAUGAUGAGAUAAACACUUAAAACAAUGAAUGUCAAUGUGCAACGUAUCAGUUUAAUUACAAUUAGUGAAAUAGAUGAAUGUUUGUCUGACCCCCGAGAUUUAUCGUUGAACGGUAGAUCAAAUCACCGUGUAUUUAAAAAAUAUCAGCAUUCUAUUUCAUCACCACGGCCAAAAAAGUCAAUAUCCUUUCUCUGAGAUAAGUGUAAUAAACAAAGGGAUCUACUAUAAACGUAUUAACAUUUUAAACUCUGUAGUUUACUCUCGUUUUUACAUUCUCGUCACAAAUGGUGUUUUUCAUAUUCACAUUGGAAGGGAAAUAAUAGGAGUAUUUGAUGAGAUUAAGCUUCAGAGCAUGUUAAAUCCAUGCAAAAGAAAAUUCAGCAAAGUAUUAUUUUAUUAAGAUAAAAGAGAAAACAAAAAUAUAUGUAUCUGACGGGUGAUACAUGUGUUGCCAUUUACCGGGAUCUUUUUCAUGUGUUAAAUAUGCAAUACCUCUAACUUUUUUUCAUGUGUUAAAUAUCCAGUACCUCUAACGUGUAUGUGUUAAAUAUCCAGUAUCUCUAACUUCUUUUCGUGUGUUAAAUAUCCAGUACUUCUAACUUUUUUUCGUGUGUUAAAUAUCCAGUACUUCUAACUUCUUUUCGUGUGUUAAAUAUCCAAUACCUUUAACUUCUUUUCGUGUGUUAAAUAUCCAGUACCCCAAACUCUUUUUCAUGUGUUAAAUAUCCAGUACCUCUAACGUGUAUGUGUUAAACAUCCAGUACCUCUAACGUGUAUGUGUUAAACAUCCAGUACCUCUAACGUGUAUGUGUUAAACAUCCAGUACCUCUAACGUGUAUGCGCUGUUUGCGUGAUUGGCAUUCUCUUCAGGCAGUCGUUUUGCUAGACAUGGAUCUUAUGAUGAAGGAAGAAUGCAUAGUGUGGGUCACGUGUUAACAUGGUUACCCGUGUAGAUGGAUGUAGGGCAGUGCACUGGAAUUAAGACCGCUAUAGAUGGGUUUGGGGUAGGCUGUCGGUAUCACUACCUUUUGUAGAUGUGUUGUGGAUAAUCUGAUAGUAUCACUAACCUACGUAUACGACUUUAGGGUAGGCUUAUUUUGUAGAACUACUUUCUAUAGAUGUAUUUGGGUAAUUUUGUUAGUAUCACUAAAUUGAGUAGAUAUGUUUGUAGUAGUUUUUAUUUAGUAUCACUGCCCUAUGUAGCUACGUUCGGGUUAGUUUUUAGUAUAAUUACUUUGUUUAUUAUCAAUACUUUGUGUAAAGUCGUUUAAGGUCAUUUUUCUUCAGUAUCACUACUCAGUGUAGAUGUGUUUGGAAUAAUAAUUUUUGUUAGUAUCACUACUUUGUUUAGUGUCACUACCCUGUGUAGAUGCGGUUAGGGUCGUUUUUAAGGAUCACUUUUGUUAGCAUCACUAUUGAAAAGAACUAAAGGUUUCUUCGUUUGUCAGUCUGUCUGUCCAACUAACGUUUUUCUGUCUGUCUGCCCCACUAACAUUCUCUAACAGUCUUUUCUGUCCCACUAGCUUUUCCACACUUUUUGUAACUUAAGAAGCUGAAAGUUGGUAUGUAGUUUACGAUUGCAGGUUUACAGAUUCAGAAAUGUCGUUUCAUCACAAUUGAGUGAUUUUUGCGAGAUUUAUGGGACUUUGUGUCUGAUACAUGUAUAGUUCGCAUUUUUCACCAUGCUUCAAUUCGUUUAAGGAAGCUGAAAUUUGCAGUUGGUUUGUUGUUUACAACUGUUUGUUGAUAGAUCGAGUGUGUUUUAUUUGAAUGUUGAAUGGUUUUUUUGUAGGUUUAUGGGAUGUUGUGCCGAAUAUUGUUUUCCGAAUCAUUUUCCACUAUGAUCUAACUUGGGAAUCUGAAAUUUGAUAUGUGGUUACCUGAUGAGAAUAUGUGAUUUACUAAUAUACGGUUACCAAUCAACUUUUAAGUUUCGUCACAUUAGACUGGUGUUUUUUCUUUUACAAAUUCAUGCGACCUUAUGCCAAAUGUAGUUUCCAGACUUUAUUCUACAAUGCCUAAGUUAAGGAAUGUGAUUUUAUGUGGUUAUUGAAUUACUAGAUGUACUUUAAGUUUCACUCUGGUUACAGUUGAAUUAUUCUUUUAAAAUUGUUACACUUAUCCUCAUGGUUGACAGAAUUAAGUUCUAUACUAUAUCUUAUAUUUCAUAUAAUUUGUGAUCAAUCUCAUAACUCCUGUAAUUUGAUAUUCAUAAUCUAAUGUAUAUCAAUUUGUUAUCGAGUCCUUCGGAUUCGCUGCAUCUAUGUAUGAGAUCUAGAAAAUAUAACUACUUCCUGGUAUUACAUAUAUGAUAUCCACUCUCUCUUCCAAUCUACCAAUAUACAUGUUCUGCAUAUAAUAACUUCGCUUAAUAACUUGGGGCGCCAGUAGGGGACGUGUAUUUCUUUCAUAGUAAUCUCAGAAUAUUUUUUUAGUGUUACUACAUUGCGUAGAUACAUUUCUGUAAUUAAUUCAGUCUCACUACUAGUACCCUGUAUAAAUCCCACCUCUGGUAUAUCCAGGGGUCCGAUUUUGCCCAACUCUCUAUUUUGUAUUGCAUAUAGGAGUUAUCAGAUUGACCACUGUUCGUUAUCUUAACCUUUCAUGCAUUUGGGGUAGUUUUUAUCACUGCUUUACUUAGUAUCAUUGCCUUUCAUUGAUGUCUUUUUGCAGUUUCUUGUCCAUAUCAGAUUGCUAUUUCGAUUUGAGAUUGCUAUUGGGUAGCUCGUUCAGUAUUACUAAUCUGUAAUGAUGGGGAUUGUGGUAGGUUUUUAAUUCCACUACAAUUAAACCAUACUUCAAGUGGAUAUUUAUGUAUUCAAGCAUUUAGAAGAAGCAUUCUAUUUCUUUGAUAUUUGGGCGAUGUUUUAUCAAAACAUAUCAUUAAUUAAAAUCUAGAACAUUA
Molecule: messenger RNA, 4467 nt
Organism: Ostrea edulis (European flat oyster)
Lineage: Eukaryota; Metazoa; Mollusca; Bivalvia; Ostreida; Ostreidae
Product: solute carrier family 22 member 4-like
Exons: 8
Coding region: 17-1582 (521 amino acids)
Biological process (GO): transmembrane transport
Cellular component (GO): membrane
Molecular function (GO): transmembrane transporter activity
Source: RefSeq, a predicted model, not a curated record